Messenger RNA from Colletotrichum higginsianum IMI 349063, 219 nucleotides. RefSeq lists its product as uncharacterized. The coding region runs from base 1 to 219 and encodes 72 amino acids. Lineage: Eukaryota; Fungi; Ascomycota; Sordariomycetes; Glomerellales; Glomerellaceae. The transcript has a single exon. The record is from RefSeq and is a predicted model, not a curated record.
AUGUUCGACGACACCACACGGCCGGCUGGUCAUGUUGGGACGGUCACUCUCCUGUCUUUUCCCGAGUGUCUCACAUUGCAGCUUCAUGCAGAGAGGCCACCGAAGGAUGGCCUUACCAAGAACCUGGCCGCCUCGGGGUUUGCAAGAAGCGACAGCUACAACAUGAACACGGAACUUGACGUGAGGGUCCCGACACUAGGUUGGAAUGGGCUGGCCUGA